AUAAAUAUAUAUAUAGAUAUAUAUCUUUUAAAGAUAGAUAUUAAUAACAUACUGAUUUGUUGCCAAAAGACUAAGAUUUCAGAAUUUGUGUAUAUAUAGAGCUUUAAAUCUUGACAACUACUCCAAAACAUCCAAACAAAAAGGAUUCACAAGACAUUAGUAAUGGUUUUUCGAAGAUCUCCAUGUGUUUUCAUUGCAGUUUCUAUCAUUGCAAUGCUAAUCACAGGUGUAAGACCAGAUCCAAUAACGGAUUUUUGUCCAGGGGUAUGUUCUGUGGCAGCAGUACCAGACUGCGACACACUGUGCAUUAGCUUAGGGUAUCCAGGAGGUUAUUGUCGAGCAUUAAGGAGGUGUUGUUGUAAUCCAAAAUCUUCCAAAUCCUCAAUUGUUCCUCCUAUUUAAGUUUUGUUUCGUUAUCCUUGGUUACUCUUUUAUCCUUUUUAAUAAAUAAACAGUAAUAAACAAACUUAGACUU
Camelina sativa (false flax) is the source of this 475-nucleotide messenger RNA. Its product is annotated as putative defensin-like protein 80. Lineage: Eukaryota; Viridiplantae; Streptophyta; Magnoliopsida; Brassicales; Brassicaceae. The record is from RefSeq and is a predicted model, not a curated record.